AUGACUCCUAUGCAGAAGCUCCUGCAGCUGCCGGUGAACGCGGUGAACAUUGUGAAGACGGUCCAGAGCCAAGUCCAGUCUCAGGAGGAGGUCAAGAGCCCGGUUUUGACUCCUGAUGGUGGGCAGCAGACAUGGUACAGCGCCCUCCAGCCUGACGAGCUACGACACCUCCGCUCCGGAGGGGGAGGAGGAGGCGGAGGGAGCGCGGCAGGAGAUCAGGAGGACUGCGAUUCGUCAGAGGAAGGAGGUGCCAUAAGAAGUGCCCAAACCCAACCGUUGCGACACGAUGACCUGAAGGAGAUGCUGGACAGCAACAAGGACUCUCUGAAGCUGGAGGCCAUGAAGCGCAUCGUGGCUAUGAUAGCCAGAGGGAAGAAUGCAUCGGACCUCUUCCCGGCCGUGGUGAAGAACGUGGCUUGUAAGAACAUCGAGGUGAAGAAGCUGGUCUAUGUGUACUUGGUUCGAUAUGCUGAAGAGCAGCAGGACUUAGCGCUUCUCUCCAUUUCUACAUUCCAGCGAGGGUUAAAGGAUCCAAACCAGCUGAUCCGAGCCAGCGCUCUCCGCGUCCUCUCCAGUAUCCGGGUCACCAUCAUCGUCCCAAUAAUGAUGCUAGCCAUCAAAGAAGCAGCUUCAGAUAUGUCUCCAUAUGUCAGGAAGACCGCCGCCCACGCUAUUCCCAAACUCUACAGUUUGGAUCCGGAACAAAAAGAUCAACUGAUUGAGGUCAUCGAAAAACUGCUGGCUGACAAAACCACGCUGGUGGCAGGAAGUGUCGUCAUGGCAUUUGAGGAAGUGUGCCCUGAGCGCAUUGACCUGAUCCAUAAGAACUACAGGAAGUUGUGUAACCUGCUGAUCGAUGUGGAGGAGUGGGGUCAGGUCGUCAUCAUCAACAUGCUGACGCGUUACGCCCGUACGCAGUUCCUCAACCCCAACAUUAAUGAGUCUCUGCUGGAGGAGGGCGGAGGUGGAGAGAAGACGUUCUACGGCUCAGAUGAUGAAGAUGAAGACGAUGAGGAGGAGAAGGAGAAGAAGGCGGAGGCAGCUGCCAUUGUGAAGAGGAAGCCUUAUGUGAUGGACCCGGACCACCGGCUGCUGCUGAGGAACACCAAACCGCUGCUACAGAGCCGCAAUGCUGCCGUGGUGAUGGCAGUGGCCCAGCUUUACUUCCAUCUUGCCCCCAAAGCGGAGGUCGGGGUGAUUGCCAAGGCUCUGGUCCGCCUGCUCAGGAGCCACAGUGAAGUCCAGUACGUCGUUCUUCAAAAUGUUGCUACAAUGACCAUCAAGAGAAGGGGGAUGUUCGAACCGUACUUGAAGAGUUUCUACAUUCGCUCCACCGACCCAACGCAGAUCAAAGUCCUCAAGUUGGAGGUCCUGACCAACCUGGCGAAUGAGACCAACAUUUCCACCAUUUUGAGAGAGUUUCAGACAUACAUUAAGAGCAUGGAUAAAGACUUUGUGGCAGCCACCAUCCAGGCCAUCGGUCGCUGUGCCACCAACAUCGGCGAGGUGAGAGACACCUGUCUGAACGGCCUGGUCCAGCUGCUCUCCAACCGCGACGAACUGGUGGUGGCCGAGUCGGUGGUCGUCAUUAAGAAGCUGCUUCAGAUGCAGCCUGAGAAGCACAGCGACAUCAUCAAACACAUGGCCAAGCUCACCGACAACAUCCAGGUGCCGAUGGCUCGGGCCAGUAUUCUGUGGCUGAUUGGUGAAUAUUGUGAGCAUGUCCCAAAGAUCGCCCCGGACGUCCUGCGGAAGAUGGCCAAGUCCUUCACCAAUGAAGAAGACAUCGUCAAGCUGCAGAUCAUCAACCUGGCUGCCAAGCUUUAUCUCACCAACUCCAACAGGAGACGAAGUCGUGCUUGCCCGGCCGACGAGCCCGGCAGACAGAUGGCAGCACGGCACUCGCCCGGUGUCGUGACUGCCCUUGUGGUUCUCUGGGGUUAUCACGCUGCUCGAAAGAGUCACAACGUUGACGAGUGUGAGUCAGUUAGUGGUACAGAGCCCAACACCCACGGCCCCCACGCCUCCAGACCUCCACACCUCCAGACCUCUACACCCGCCUCCGUGCCCGAAUGGACAAAAUGCAGCAGCCGGGAGAAGAGGAAGGAGAAGAAGGUGGAGAAGCCGUUCUACUCGGACUCGGAAGGCGAGUCUGGACCCACGGAGUCGGCUGACAGUGAGUCGGACUCUGCCAGUGGCUUGGAGAGCGGCUUGGUGUCGGGGAGCGAGGAGAGCGAGGAGAGCGAGGAAGGCUCCGAGUCGGAGGAAGAGGAGGAGGAGGAGAGGAAGAAGAAAGAAUCCAAAAAGGCGGUGCAGGAAAGUGAAAGUGAGCAGAGCAGCGAGGAGGAGGAGGAGAGGAAGAAUGAAAGGAAGAGCAAAGGGAGAAAGAGCGACUCGGAGUCGGAGUCUGAGGAAGAGGAGGAGAGCGAGUCCGAGAGCAGCCAAUCGGAGGAAGAGUCGGAGGACUCGGAGUCGGAGGCCGAAGUCAAAAAGAAGAUAAAGACAACAGUGUCCAAACCUGCUCCCAAACCUGCCAAGAAGGACAGCAAGAAGGAGAAGAAAGAGAUGUCUCUGCUCGACCUCGAUGACUUUGAACCCACUCCAUCUCCUCAAGUGACGCCAGUCAACAACUUCCUGUCCAGCAGUCUGGUCACAGACCUGGAGGGUCUGUCUCUCACCGACACCGUCCUUUCCCCUGCUACCAUCACUCCGUCCAGCGCGUUGAAGACUUACGAGCUUCUGCACCGCAUCACGGGGGAGGGUCUGUCGGUGGAGUACUGCUUCAGCCGCCAGCCCUUCACCCCCGACGGCCACAUGGUGGCAGUACAGAUCCAGUUCACCAACAGCUCCGCCUCCGAGGCGAAAAGCCUCCACAUGGAGGACGCCCGGCUGCAGUCCGGCAUGAGGGUCAAAGAGUUCCCAGAGAUCGAGGUGCUGCCAGCGGGCGAAACGGCUUCGGUCGUGAUGGGGAUCGAUUUCUGUGAUUCGACACAAGCAGCAAACUUCCAGCUCUGCACUCACACCAGGAAGUUCUUUGUGUCGAUUCAGCCACCGGUUGGAGAGCUGAUGACCCCAGUCUUCAUGACAGAGAACGAAUUUAAGAAAGAGCAAGAGGCGCUCUUAAAGAACCAGGGUCAGCUGAUGGGCAUGAACGAGAUCAUGGAGAAGCUGACGCUGGCAGACAAAUGUCAGAAUGAACACGCCAUCGUCCAGAGGGUGACCGCUGCCGCCAACCUCAGCAGGGUGCCCUGCGGCUCGGAUAAGGAGUGCAGUCCUGCGGUUCCUCCUGCUGACCUUCCUGUCCACAGGUUCGCUGGGCGGACAGUCACCAGCGGCAGCUUGGUUCUGGUGACGGUGGCGACCAGAGAGGAGGGUGCCGCCCAGCUUACGGUGAACUGUGAGAAGAUGCUGAUCGGCACCAUGCUGGUGAAGGAUGUCCUCCUGGCCCUGACGCAGUGACGCCUCACCAUGUGACCUCUCACCUCUGCCCUCCACCCCGCCUGGCUCACACGUCUGUCUCCACGCUUAGGAAAAAAACGAAACAGGCUUUUCUGUCUCUCUGGAAGCUUUGUCAGUGUGAGAAUCUCUCGAGAAUUCACUUUCUAAUGCUUUAUUCUGUUUCAAGGCCACUGCUUUUAGAAAUCACCUCCAGAAACUGUCGUUAAAAACAAACAAACGGCCGAAUGUCAGAGCUGUACGCCAUUUGUAUGACAAUCAGACAAGAGCUGUGUUGGACUGAUGGUUGUUAAAGCAAAAGCUGUUAAUGAACAUUAGCUGCAGUUUUUUUUUGGUUUUAAGUGGCUUGAUAAAGACUGGGGGCUGGUGGUCAUUGAGGUGUUUCAGUUAAAUGAGAAUGAAGUCUACAGACAGAGAAAACAGGGUUGAGAUUACAAUGGCAACAUCUGGUUUGAUCCCUUCACACACUGAGAACAAACAUACGCAUCAGGUCCCAGGGUUCAGAAUUAAAAGCUGCAAUCAGUAAAAAGUUGCUCUAGGGAACAUCAGUGACCAGUAGGAAGUCCAAUAAUUGGACUAACGUUCUUUCGAGCGACGGUGGCCCACAAGUGACACAACUAAUGCUCAGAUGGUCUCACAGUUACCCCAGCUAGCCAACACAGCUAGCCAACAUAGAAACCCCACAGAAAUGUAGAGGGAAGCGGGGCCAUGUUAUAACUUACCAUGCAUGGCUAUAUGUUGAUGACACUGCUGCUUACUUGUCAUAUUGUAGUACAGCCAGACUGGCAUUGGUUUUUAUCCCUUUAUGUUCACAAAACUUUUGCCCCCUCAAAAUUGAAAAUGACAUUUAUUGUGCUGUUGGAGUAACAGUUGUCAUGUCAUAUUUUUGCAAGAUGAAAAGACGUUAAUGCUUUAGAGUUGUGUUGUGAUGCUGGUUCCUUCAUAUUGGAAAGCUGAGACGUGUAAUGAGAUAAAUGUCGCUAGAUGUCUAAUAAUGUGACUAAAUAUCAGUAAAAUGAACAUUAGAACAUAACAAAAGAACACAGUUUUGUGGAAGGACAUUAGCUUGCUAAAGAAUUGGGCGCCCCCUACUGGUUAAUGUACCAAAGUAAAGAUUCUGGGCCAGAACGCAGGUAAAGUCUGGUUAACCUUUUAAAGCUGUUGUUUUAUCAACAACUCUGUUCAACCCCCCCCCCCCCCCCCGAUACAGGCUGGUCAUUUUUUGCUAUGAUUAAGUCAACAUUUUACUGAUUGCACUUUUAAUGGCAAUGUCCUGAAUGUGUUAUCCUCUGUUCCCAGAAUGCAAGUGUCUGUUUCAUCUGUCGUUGGUUAGAUUUACAGUUUAACUUCAGUGCGUAGCUUCUGUUGAAUGAGGCGUUUAUGAAUAAGUGGGAAACGCAUAACUGUUACUGUAUGUAUUACAAAUUCUCAUCUGUAAUACAGCAUAGGGUGUGUGUGUGUGUGUGUGUGUGUGUGUGUGAGAUUAUACACUGGCAUGACAUGUGGUCAGUCAUUAAAGUAAAUAAUGAUUCCAGUUGGGAGUUGUUUCUCCCAACCCUCACCUUUCACCUCUGAACGGAUGGUACUCUGUAUGACUUCAUCAAAGGUCCUGCCAGUCUAUCAAACUAAUCGUUAACAUUUUCAGCCAACAUUUAACUCAUUUAAGAUGUUCUUAAUGACCCCCGUGGGUCCAGACAGACUCCUGCCUGCCCGGACAGCACAUGACACUGGACCCCAAAUCCUGCUGCUCCUUAUUUAUUAUUUAUUUAGUGCACCGUCACCACGCCUGUCUGAAGGGGCUCCUACAGAAUGAGGCUGGGGCCCCAUGAAAGCCCCCCACCCCCACUAAAGCUUAACAUUUGGUGUCAUGUGACCUCGUCCUCAUCUUUACGCCGUAGCAACUUGGUUGGGACUGGUUAGGACAGACGGUGGCCGUUGAGAGUUAAAAUGCUGUCGGUCAAGAUUCUUUUCAUGCCUUUCAGAAGAAGGUGAUGUUUUCAGCUCGCAGGAUCAGCGUUACAGGAGACUAACCCUCUGCAACUGUUGUGUUGUGUAUGUCUUAUCGUAAGUCCUUAUUUCUCUGUUCAUUUAUUUAUUGUUUCUCAGCUGUUGGAAAACUGAAUGGAGAUGUGUGACCGCUUGUCAGGGUCGUUUUUUCUUCUGGUUGUGUUUUGUUUCAUUAAAGUCUUAGUAAGAAGGCGACGAGCGCUUCGUUAAUCUGGUGAAAACUGGUUCCACAAAUCAUAGUCCAUAACAUGAGCAUUACAGAUCAGUUCGGCAGUGGAUGUAUCAAUACCGGCUUUCUCUUUCAGGCGUUAUCAUAUCUGCUGUGUGGUUGUGAAAUGUGGUCCUGAAAUAUUACAACUUUAUUUAUUAUACAAAUAAAGAUAUUAAGAUG
Lampris incognitus (smalleye Pacific opah) is the source of this 5854-nucleotide messenger RNA. Its product is annotated as AP-3 complex subunit beta-2. The transcript is spliced from 28 exons. Gene Ontology annotation, biological process: vesicle-mediated transport; anterograde synaptic vesicle transport; intracellular protein transport. The record is from RefSeq and is a predicted model, not a curated record. Gene Ontology annotation, cellular component: AP-3 adaptor complex; membrane coat. The coding region runs from base 1 to 3459 and encodes 1152 amino acids. Lineage: Eukaryota; Metazoa; Chordata; Actinopteri; Lampriformes; Lampridae.